Molecule: messenger RNA, 777 nt
Organism: Sesamum indicum (sesame)
Lineage: Eukaryota; Viridiplantae; Streptophyta; Magnoliopsida; Lamiales; Pedaliaceae
Source: RefSeq, a predicted model, not a curated record
GGUUCUAAAUUUGUGCACUUCUCCUGCAGUUGAACCCCCCCACCCCACCCCCUCUGAUUAAUCCUUCACUAGUUUUUUCUCCUUCCAUGGAAAACUUGAGGGGGAAAAAUGGGAUGUCUGUGCCUGAGUUCGGCGGGUGGGAUGGGAAGAGUGAAACCAAUUACUCGGUGGUAUUCUCACAGGCGCGCGCUAACAAGAAGAAGCACAAGAGUGAGCUGCCCACUCGCAAUAGCCAUGGGAAUGAGUUUGAGCUACUCCCGCAAGAUCGUGACGACGUUGAGGCUUUUUCGGCUACGAAAAAUCAAAUGUCUGUACCUCAAUUUGGUGGAUGGGAUGGAAAGGCUCAGAACGAAACCAAUUACUCGGUAGUGUUCACACACGCCCGUGCUCACAAGAAGAAGCACAAGAGCGAACUGCCCCCUCGCAAUAGCCUUGGGAAUGAAUUCGAGUUCCCCACCCUACACCCCAACGAGGGUGUCGUUUUUUCAACUAUGCCGAAAAAGAAGAAGGAGAAGAAGACGAAGACAUGGUUUAGUUGUUUUGCUACGUACUGAUCCGAUUACGUCGUCGCAUUUUUUCACAAUUAAAAGCAUUUUUUGUGUAUUUUUCGACCCAAUAUCGACAUCGUCCAUAGUAAGUCGUAUUAGUAGACUACUCGAAAGUAUAGUAAGUCAAAUGCUAAGAUUUUUGGAGUAAAUAAAUUCCCUAUUUAUUGAAUUUUAGUGGCUAGUGGACAUUUCCAGGGCCGGUAUUAAUGCAUUUUUCCCUAUUAUUGUU